AAACAUUUCAGCUUCACCACUCCCCGAUAGCCACAUGGAGCUACUCUAUCUCUUCCGUUCCAUCCUCUCCACAACUUUUACCUCCCUUGUUCUGUCACUCCUCCUCCCCUUCCGCCACCUCUUUCGCCGCGUCUCCACCGCAAGCUCAGCCGAGGACGUUGGAAACUCAAUCUUCCUCUACCAAGGCACCGUCUGGCACGAGCGUCGCCUCCCCGUCCACCAUUCCUUCCGUUACAACGUCCGAUACGCCUUCAUUGAUCUCGACCGUGCGCGGAGACACGUUCCGUCUGACCACCUCUCCGGAGAAGAAGCUCGGCGUGCUGCUGAAACUAAUGGCACCGUUUUUCUUUUGACAAUACCUCCUAGUGUGGGAUAUGAACAAAAUCCAUUGAGUGUCUACUAUUGCUACGAUGUUGAAGGCUCUACACAGACUUUGAAGAAAUGUAUUGCUGAGGUUACAAACACACCAUGGGGUGAAAGAGUGUUGUUUUCAUUCAAUCCGACCUCUGAUUUAGUGGCAAAACCUCUUCAUGUUAGUCCUUUCAUGGAUAUGCUUGGGAAUUGGCAUAUGCAAACCAAUGAUCCUGGGGAUAAUCUUCGAGUAGUAAUUUCAGUACAGCACCCCGAGCUUGGUAACUAUUUCACAGCUUCAUUAACAGCCAAGAGGGUCACCUCCUUGAAAGCAGGGGAUCAUGCACAAUUCUUCUGGUUGAUGCCCCAUAAAGUUGCAUUAUGGAUAUAUUGGAAUGCUCUCAAACUUUGGUGGAAAAAUGUUUUGUUCAUUCAACAUCCAAGAUAUCAAACUCCAAUGUAUAGAGAAGAAACUUUACUGCGUGAUAAAAAUCUCCGAUGUUGUCGAUCAUUUGGGUGCAAUGAGCUAAACAAUCCACAUGUUGAAGCAAGGAAAUAUGAUGCAGUAGCUGAAACUAGGGACAAUCAUCACUUCACAUGGAGAGAUGCUAAGUGGCCCUGGUGCUGACUAUGAACCUGUAAGUUUGUAUCAGCUAAGCUCUCAAUAAAAUAUCCAUAUAAGAAAAUUGAGAUAGGAUUUUUUGAGCUCUGAUGCACAGGAAAGUUUAGGAUGUAAACGCUUCAUUAUUCUUGUUCCAAGUCUUCUGCCACCCC
Olea europaea var. sylvestris is the source of this 1125-nucleotide messenger RNA. RefSeq lists its product as uncharacterized. The transcript is spliced from 5 exons. Bases 35 to 979 code for a protein of 314 amino acids. Lineage: Eukaryota; Viridiplantae; Streptophyta; Magnoliopsida; Lamiales; Oleaceae. The record is from RefSeq and is a predicted model, not a curated record.